Molecule: messenger RNA, 526 nt
Organism: Racocetra persica
Lineage: Eukaryota; Fungi; Glomeromycota; Glomeromycetes; Diversisporales; Gigasporaceae
Source: the annotation of a GenBank genome assembly
GUGAAAUCCCUUGCACUUAUUGUGUUAAGUUGGAACGUGAGUGUCAACCCGGGAAACCUGGAAAAAAACGUGGUCCACCCCCCGGGCAGGAAAUUAUAAGAAGUCGAACUAGUAGGUUGGAAAGCAUCAUUAGUGAUGCUGUUAAGGAUCCAAAGAAAAGGGAAGCAUUAAUGAACGUUGAGGGUAUAGAACCUGAAGUUCGACAGGGAAUUGAUCUAUUAAGAUAUAGAGAUGAAAAAGAACUUCAAGUUGUCGAGUCUCUUACCAGACUAAGACAUGUACCAAACUCGGAAGGUAGCCCUCAAGCACAAACCCCAAUUAUAAAGGACUUAUUAAAUGGUGUCGGUCAACAACAUCCAAAAAAAGGGGAUAUAUGGUAUGACCAAUCUAAUGUUGGAACUAAUGUUAGAACUAAUGUUAGAAACGGUCAAACUCAGUCUACAGAUAAAUUGGAGUUGAUGGAAAAUAAUUCCCAAUUUUUACGUAAACCAAAACCCGUUUAUCCGGUCCAUAUGAAAGAACGUCA